UGUGCACACCUUUAUUUCUUACAAGCAUUGGUGUAUUACAAAUUAGCACUAGGAAAGAAAUCUAGAGACUGAGUUUUCAUAGAAAUUACCUGGUGCUGCUUCAGAUAUAACGUGACUUAUUGAAUAUCGAAACUGCCUUUCUGGCUGGUGGGCAGUAUUUGCACAUGACGAGAUAAUUCCUGUUUUUCUUAUUAUUUUUAGUAAUAGAGACAAGGUCUCACUGUGUUGCCCAGGCUGGUCUGGAACUCCUGAGCUCAAGUGAUCCUCCCGCCUCGAGCUCUCAGAGUGCUAGAAUUACAAUACCUGUGUUUCUAAAACUGGUCUUUGUUUUGUUUUGUCAUUAGCAUGUGUGACACAAGAGGUCGACAUUGAACUUACCGUUUUCAGUAGCUAAGAUGAAAUGUUUAUAUUAAUGUGCUUCUGUUUCUUCAUGUUUCAGGAGGAAAAUAAGAUUUUAUUUUAUCAUCCAAAUGAGGUAGAAAAGAAUGAAAAGAUUAGAAAUGUCGGAUUGUGUGAAGCUAUUGUACAGUUCACAAGGACCUUUAGCCCAUCAAAACCUGCAAAAUCUUUACAUACCCAGAAGAAUAGACAGUUCUUCAAUGAACCAGAAGAACAUUUCUGGAUGGUCAUGGUUGUUCGGAAUCCUAUAAUUGAAAAACAGAGUAAAGAUGGAAAACCAGUUAUUGAAUAUCAAGAGGAGGAGUUGUUGGACAAGGUUUACAGUUCAGUGCUACAGCAGUGCUACAGCAUGUACAAGCUUUUUAAUGGAACAUUUCUGAAAGCCGUGGAAGACGGAGGCGUCGAGCUUCUGAAAGAAAGAUUAGAGAAAUUCUUCCAUCGGUAUUUGCAAACGCUACAUUUGCAGUCAUGUGACCUACUUGACAUUUUUGGUGGAAUCAGCUUCUUCCCAUUGGAUAAAAUGACUUAUUUGAAAAUCCAGUCCUUUAUUAAUAGAAUGGAGGAAAGCCUGAGUAUAGUCAAAUACACUGCGUUUCUCUAUAAUGAUCAGCUCAUCUGGAGUGGAUUAGAACAAGACGACAUGAGAAUUUUAUACAAAUACCUCACCACCUCCCUUUUUCCAAGGCACAUGGAGCCUGAGUUAGCAGGAAGGGAUUCUCCAAUUAGAGCAGAAAUGCCAGGAAAUCUUCAGCACUAUGGAAGAUUUCUUACCGGACCCUUGAACCUUAAUGAUCCAGAUGCAAAAUGCAGAUUCCCCAAAAUUUUUGUAAAUACACAUGACGCUUAUGAAGAGCUCCAUUUAAUUGUUUAUAAGGCCAUGAGUGCGGCUGUGUGCUUUAUGAUCGACGCCUCUAUCCAGCCAACGCUGGAUUUUUGCCGAAGACUGGACAGUGUCGUCGGGCCCCAGCUCACGGUGCUGGCCUCUGACAUCUGCGAGCAGUUUAACAUCAACAAGAGGAUGUCUGGGUCUGAGAAAGAACCCCAGUUUAAGUUUAUUUACUUCAACCACAUGAAUCUGGCCGAGAAGAGCACAGUUCACUGAGAAACGCCCAGUGCACUCACUUCCGGCCCCAUUGUGAAAACCAACGCACGGCGCGUUCGGAGAAGCUGCCAGGUUCAUGUGGCCGUUUACAACGAUCCCUCUGAACACCGGCAGCAUGAUAAGGCAUUUUCUUCUGCCCUCCCGCCAAAGCGGCCAGCCGUGCCCACCACACGGGGUGACCCGGCAGCUGCUCUGCUGACAGCUCGGCUGCCCUGGAGAGAGGGGACCUCGCCUCGGCAGAGCUGCCCCCUUGGGCGAUGCCCCGGAGGACCACUGUAUGAAAUUCGAGUGUAA
Molecule: messenger RNA, 1795 nt
Organism: Cercocebus atys (sooty mangabey)
Lineage: Eukaryota; Metazoa; Chordata; Mammalia; Primates; Cercopithecidae
Product: vacuolar fusion protein CCZ1 homolog B-like
Biological process (GO): vesicle-mediated transport
Cellular component (GO): Mon1-Ccz1 complex; intracellular membrane-bounded organelle
Source: RefSeq, a predicted model, not a curated record